Molecule: messenger RNA, 4837 nt
Organism: Physeter macrocephalus (sperm whale)
Lineage: Eukaryota; Metazoa; Chordata; Mammalia; Artiodactyla; Physeteridae
Gene: PPP6R3
Product: protein phosphatase 6 regulatory subunit 3
Exons: 25
Coding region: 471-2930 (819 amino acids)
Cellular component (GO): nucleus; cytosol
Molecular function (GO): protein phosphatase regulator activity; protein phosphatase binding
Source: RefSeq, a predicted model, not a curated record
GUGAGGCGGCCGGAGGGAGGGCGGGGGGAACUCAAGGCCUGCUUGAUACGUCCGCCAUUUUGGGCGCUUCGCUGAUGGUGUCGGUGAGCGCGUUUCCCGCCUGAGCGCAACUAGCGGCGAGUCUCGGGCACCUCCAGGUGGACGGAAUGAGUCCUUGGAGGUACCUGUGUGUCCUGACGUUUCAACCUCGGAGCUUCGUGUAAUUUUCUCGGUGGUACAGGAUGGCUAGAGUGGCCUGGAGUUGUGUACUUCCCUUUCCUCAUGCGGAAGGUUAGAGGGGGCUGGAGUUGGAUAUUUCCCUUCCUCCAGGGGAACUUCUGUUUCGUAUCCACCAUCCCACUUUACUCUGCGAAUCUGCUAAUGCAGUAAAUUGGAGGACAGCCGCUGCCAGGAUAACCUGUAAUGGGCAAAAGGAGCCACAGAAAAGGAAACAUUUCUUUUAAUUUUUAAACUUGGUUUGAAAGAGCAGCAUGUUUUGGAAAUUUGAUCUACACUCAUCAUCCCACAUAGACACACUUCUAGAAAGAGAAGAUGUAACACUGAAGGAGUUGAUGGAUGAGGAAGAUGUUUUACAGGAAUGUAAAGCUCAGAACCGCAAACUUAUAGAGUUCCUGUUAAAAGCAGAAUGUCUCGAAGAUUUAGUCUCAUUCAUUAUUGAAGAACCACCUCAAGACAUGGAUGAAAAGAUCAGAUACAAGUAUCCAAAUAUAUCUUGUGAGUUGCUCACUUCUGAUGUCUCCCAAAUGAAUGAUAGACUGGGAGAAGAUGAAUCCUUGCUAAUGAAAUUGUAUAGCUUCCUCCUAAACGAUUCCCCCUUGAACCCACUACUUGCCAGUUUCUUCAGCAAGGUGCUAAGUAUUCUUAUCAGCAGAAAACCAGAACAGAUUGUGGAUUUCCUAAAGAAGAAACGUGACUUUGUGGACCUUAUUAUGAAGCACAUAGGAACAUCGGCCAUCAUGGACUUGUUGCUCAGGCUCCUGACGUGCAUUGAGCCCCCACAGCCCAGGCAGGAUGUGCUGAGUUGGUUAAAUGAGGAGAAAAUUAUCCAGAGGCUUGUGGAAAUAGUUCAUCCAUCGCAAGAAGAAGAUCGGCAUUCAAAUGCAUCACAGUCACUUUGUGAAAUUGUUCGCCUGAGCAGAGACCAGAUGUUGCAAAUUCAGAACAGUACAGAACCAGACCCCCUGCUUGCCACUCUAGAAAAGCAAGAAAUUAUAGAGCAGCUCCUAUCAAAUAUUUUCCACAAGGAGAAGAAUGAAUCGGCCAUAGUCAGCGCAGUCCAGAUAUUGUUGGCUUUACUUGAGACACGGCGACCAACAUUUGAAGGCCAUAUAGAGAUCUGCCCACCAGGCAUGAGUCAUUCAGCUUGUUCGGUCAACAAGAGCGUUCUAGAAGCCAUCCGAGGAAGACUUGGAUCUUUUCAUGAACUCCUGCUUGAGCCACCCAAGAAAAGUGUGAUGAAGACGACGUGGGGCGUGCUGGACCCUCCCGUGGGGAACACCCGGUUGAAUGUGAUUAGGUUGAUAUCCAGCCUCCUCCAAACAAAUACCAGCAGUAUCAACGGGGACCUUAUGGAGCUGAAUAGCAUUGGGGUCAUAUUGGACAUGUUCUUCAAAUACACAUGGAAUAACUUUUUACACACACAAGUGGAAAUCUGUAUUGCACUGAUUCUUGCAAGUCCUUUUGAAAACACAGAAAAUAGCACAAUUACUGAUCAGGACUCCACUGGUGACAAUUUGUUAUUGAAACAUCUCUUUCAAAAAUGUCAAUUGAUAGAACGAAUACUUGACGCCUGGGAAAUGAACGAGAAGAAACAAGCCGAAGGAGGAAGACGGCAUGGCUACAUGGGACACCUGACAAGGAUAGCCAACUGCAUCGUGCACAGCACUGAUAAGGGCCCCAACAGCGCCUUAGUACAGCAGCUCAUCAAAGAUCUUCCAGACGAAGUCAGGGAGCGAUGGGAGACGUUCUGCACAAGCUCCUUAGGAGAAACUAACAAGAGGAACACGGUAGAUCUAGUUACAACCUGCCAUAUUCAUUCAUCCAGUGAUGAUGAAAUUGACUUUAAAGAAACGGGUUUCUCACAGGAUUCUUCUUUGCAGCAAGCCUUUUCUGAUUAUCAGAUGCAACAAAUGACGUCCAAUUUUAUUGACCAGUUUGGCUUCAACGAUGAGAAGUUUGCAGAUCAAGAUGACAUUGGCAAUGUUUCUUUUGAUCGGGUAUCAGACAUCAACUUUACUCUCAAUACAAAUGAAAGUGGAAAUAUUGCCUUGUUUGAAGCAUGUUGUAAGGAAAGAAUACAGCAGUUUGAUGAUGGUGGCUCUGAUGAGGAAGAUAUCUGGGAGGAAAAACACAUUGCAUUUACACCAGAAUCCCAAAGACGAUCAAGCUCGGGGAGUACAGACAGUGAGGAAAGUACAGACUCUGAAGAAGAAGAUGGAGCAAAACAAGACUUGUUUGAAUCCAGUAGUGCCAACACAGAGGAUAAAAUGGAGGUAGACCUGAAUGAACCGCCCAGCUGGUCAGCCAGCUUUGAUGUCCCCAUGGAGACAACGCACGGUGCUCCCUUAGACUCUGUGGGCUCCGACGUCUGGAGCACAGAGGAGCCAGUGCCGACUAAGGAGACGGGCUGGGCUUCUUUUUCCGAGUUCGCGUCUUCCCUGAGUACAAAAGACUCUUUAAGGAGCAGCUCUCCAGUGGAAAUGGAGACCAGCACGGAGCCAGUGGGCCCGCUGGCGCCCAGUGUGGCUGCGCUGGCAGUGCAGCCGGAAGCACCAGGCAGCGUGGCCAUGGAAGCCAGCUCUGAUGGAGAGGAGGAUGCAGAAAGUACAGACAAGGUAACUGAGACAGUGAUGAAUGGCGGCGUGAAGGAAACUCUGAGCCUCACUGUGGAUGCCAAGACAGAAACCGCGGUCUUCAAAAGGACCCUAUAAGAUAAGUACCAUGGCUAUCAUCCCACUUUCCAGAUGACGAAAAUGAGAUACUGGAGUUAAGUCAUGUGGCCAGAGUCUCAUGGUAGUUAGAAGAAAAUGCAGUGUAUCCUGACCUGUGGACAGAAAAGGACUUCUUUUUCAAAACAAAAACAAAGCAACCUCCAAAAGCGUAAACCUCAUGCAAAGAAUAGAAUUGGAUUACAUCAAAUUUAAGAAUUUCUGGUAAAUAAAGUAUUGUGGACAAAAUUAAGAGGCAGAUGGCAAAUUGAGGGGGGAAAAGCUUACAGCUCUACAUCAGUCAGAAAUUAACAUUUAGUAUUCAAACCAGUAAGGAAAAGAUGUAGAAAACCCAAAUCAGAAAAUGGGCAAAAAAUAUCAUUAGGCAGUUUACAGACAAGGAAACCCAAAGGGGCAAAACUAAGAAGAGGUACUCAAAACUCAUUCAUUAUCAGACACCUCUUAACUAGACUGGCAGGAAUUGGAAGGGUGGGAAAUGCUGAGUAUCGGUGGGGCUCUGGGGCUACAGGAACCCUGUCGCCCUGCUGGGGGGCAUGCUGGCUGGAAGGAUGGCCAGCAUUUUCCCCUCCUGGGUGUAGAGCCCUGAGGAGUGUCCCAGCGGCUCCACGGGGCCCCAGCAGGCAGCGGCAGCGUUGCAGCCCUGUGCACAGAGGCACCGGUCGCUGUGAGAACGCGUUAGAACGGGAGGUGUGCACCGUGGGAUGCUGUGCCACAGGCAGCAGGAAAAGACAGCCCUCCAGACUGUGCUGGUACAGAGAUAAAUGCAGGGAGGUGUGCGGUUCCAGGCCAGUGAUGUGUCUCAGAAUACACAUAGAAGAAUGAAAGUAACAUGUAUUGAACACAUCAGGAUAGUUGCUUUGGUGGGCAGGGGGUGGAGAAUGGGGAAAAUUUAGGAGUAAUGAACUAGACUUCCGUUCACUUUCCUCCUUGUAAAUUGCCAGACCCGUCUGAAAGCCACCGAGAAGUCAUCCUAAAGUGAGGUUUUUCAUAAGCAAAUCUGGGACAGGACCCCACACUAAGAAUGAUGGACUGUCCCAAAGGGAACCGUUAGCCGCCCUUAAGCUCAAUUUAGUGCCAUCUUGAAUUGUGUCAAAAUGGGAAUGCCAGACACAAAAUAGGCAGAAGUCUAAAUUCCCAGCCCACAGACAGUUGACAGCAUUUGCUCCUUGUCUUUCUCUGCAAGAGCUGUCUAAGGGGAAAAUCAUCCUUUCAUGUUUUGUUUCCCCAAGCCCUCUCUGUGACCCCUCAGGACCGGUUUUUACCUUUCUGGCCCCUGUUCCUGGCUCUCUUUCCCUUCGUGGUUUGUCCUUCUCACGCACUGUCAGAAGACAGCUCGAGAAGUUCGUCCUGGCUCAGGCUGCGUGGCCUCCUGCUCACGUGACAUCAGCCAGCAAGCUGAUGGGGGGCUUGGCCCUGAAGGCAGGAAUCUUUAACUAAAGACUCAUUCCUUCAAACAGGUUCAUUUGACACCUUCACCGAGUCUGCAGUUUUGCUUAUGUGCAGUCAUGGACAUAUUAUUCCCCCAAAUGCCUCAUUUUUAGGAGUAUUCUGAAACUCUUGUACAUUUCUUUUUCUGUUCUGCACACUUGGCUUCAGAGUGUUGGAAUCCUACCGGUAUGUACAGUGAUGUGGGACCAUUCUUUACCAGACACCAGCUGCAUUACAUCGUCCCUCUUUCGGCUCCCAGUUGUGUGUGAUCCUCCCCUUCCAUGGUUUCCCAGUCGUGUCUGUGGUCCCUGUGAUCCCCCCCCAACCCACGCCCCCGAGCAUGCUCAGCCCCGGGGCUUGGAUCCAUGGCCGCCAUGACUUCCAGAGCCAAAUGCAUGCGCCCUCCUCCUCCACCCGGUGCUGCUGCGUCGGGCGUCUCAUGCUGCCUGUCGUCCUCUUUA